AUGUGCGAUGCGAACGGGCAGUUGACAGACGAGGCGGCUGCUCUCAUUGAGCAACACCAAGCCUUCUUGAUUUUUGACAAAGAAAACUGGGACCUGGUUGCAUAUGGAACAUGGUGGCCAGAUCAAACCCGAAAGAUCUCAGCCUUCCAACCUAAAAAGGUCCGAUAUGUCCGAGUGUCAGCCCCUGCUCCAAAGGGAAUCGCUAUCGCAGAUAUCAGACUAUACGAAACGGAAUUCAUCCCACCGAACGCUUCCCUUAGAGCUUGGGGCCCUACCAUCGACUUUCCUCUCAUUCCAGUCGCCGGUGCAAUCGAUGCAAACUCCGGCGAGGCCGUCGCCUGGUCUUCUUGGGGUUACAACAUCUUCACUGGUGGCAAAGGGGGCAAGACACAAACUGCUACCCGGAACGGGGAAAGCCAGUCAGUCACGAGACGCGCAAUUACCAAUACCCAGCAUGAUAUGUUUUGUCCGGGUCUUUCAAUUGACGCGAAUGGAAAUUUUGUCGUAUCUGGGGGGCAAGAUGCCAGGGCAACUAGCAUAUACAACACGACCGUCUAUGACUGGUUCAGGGCAGGACAUUUGAAUGUCUUUCGCGGAUAUCAAUCUUCCACGACCUUGUCCGAUGGGCGCAUCUUCUUAAUUGGAGGAUCGUGGCAGGGAGGUGUUGGCAUCAAAAAUGGGGAAGUCUACGACGCCAAAGCGAAUGCUUGGACGGAAAUCGACGGUGCAGACGUGAAGAAGAUGUACACACAAGACCAGCGGACCUACAGACAGGAUAAUUAUCCCUGGCUAUUUGGUUGGACCAAUGGCUCCGUUUUCCAGGCCGGUCCCAGUGUACAAAUGAACUGGUUUGAUGCCAUGUGUGGAAAGGCAGUGAUGUAUGAACAAGGCAAAAUUCUUGCCUUUGGUGGCUCUCCAUGUCAACAAAAAGCCUCGGUCCUUGCAAAUGCAGGAGGUGGAAUGAACUACGAGCGAACCUUCCACUCGUCCGUCGUCCUACCAGACGGCUCUGUAUUUCACGGUGGUCAGGUUGUCGGAUUGCCAUUCAACGAAAGCCAGCCUCAGAUGACACCGGAGCUGUUUAUUCCUGAACCUAAGAGUGCUACCGGAGGUGCAUGGGUCAAGCAGCAGAAAAACUCGAUCGUCCGAGAGUGUCACAUCAUCUCCCUAUUGCUUCGAGAUGGUACUGUCUUCACUGGUGGUGGCGGUCUAUGCGGAGAUUGUGACGCCAAUCAUUUCGAUGGCCAAAUCUACACCCGCGUAUCUGCUCAAUUCCGAUGGAUCUCUUCGUGA
Messenger RNA from Penicillium soppii, 1293 nucleotides. RefSeq lists its product as uncharacterized. The transcript is spliced from 4 exons. The record is from RefSeq and is a predicted model, not a curated record. Bases 1 to 1293 code for a protein of 430 amino acids. Lineage: Eukaryota; Fungi; Ascomycota; Eurotiomycetes; Eurotiales; Aspergillaceae.